Molecule: messenger RNA, 1422 nt
Organism: Achroia grisella
Lineage: Eukaryota; Metazoa; Arthropoda; Insecta; Lepidoptera; Pyralidae
Product: lipase 3-like
Exons: 1
Coding region: 1-1422 (473 amino acids)
Biological process (GO): lipid metabolic process
Source: RefSeq, a predicted model, not a curated record
AUGAAGACUUUAAUUAUUAUACUUGUCAUAGUCUUGACCAAAAAUAAAAAUGUCAGAUGUUUUAAUAUAUUUGAUGUCAUGACUGAAAAAAUUGCUGAAUUUACACACAGAAUUGUCACCACAUUCAAUGAUAUUAAGGACAAAGUGAAGAAUCUUUUUCAAAUAAAUAAAGCAAUGGACAAGCUUUCUGUUCUAAAACAAUCAAUAAUGGAAGAAAAAAUUAGAAAGUCAUUCCAUGACUUUGUUGAAAAAACAGCUGCUGAAAGUAGAACGGAGUCGCUUGAAUAUCUUAAUCUAAAAUCUGAGCCAACAGCCCUAAUGUCUACGUCCCAAUUGGGUAUACUACAUGGAAAAAGAGUUGAAUCGCAUGUUGUAAAUACUAAAGAUGGAUAUCUUCUUACUAUUCAUCGUAUAUCGGAUACUGUAGAAAGUUCAGUUGUAAAUAGAACCAGUCAAACAGUUUUGCUUCAUCAUGGAUUGCUUGGGAGUUCUGCCGAUUGGAUUUUAUUGGGACCCAAUAAAUCGCUACCAUAUAUUUUGUCAAACUCCGGUUACGAUGUAUGGAUGACCAAUGCAAGAGGGAAUUAUUAUUCACGAGGCCAUUUUACAAAAAGAGUGCAUUCAGCUGAGUUUUGGCAAUUCACAUUUCAGGAAAUGGGUCAAUACGACCUACCAGCUGUUAUAGAUUACAUACGAAAAAUAAAGAAUACAAGUAAACCAAUUAACUAUAUAGGUCAUUCAAUGGGUGCAACAGCAUUAUUAGUCUUAUUGUCAACUGUACCUAAAUAUAAUGAUUAUUUACGGAUUGCAAUUCUAUUAGCACCACUAGUUUUUAUGGCUAAUAUUCAGGGUCCUUUAAAAGUGCUUACAUCUUUAUCAGCAAGACCCCCAGAACAGCUCUUAAAAAUUAUAGGCGAAGGUGAAUUUAUUCCGUCAAGAAAAAUAAUGCCAUGGGUAUCUUCAAAAUACUGUCAAGGCCCAAAAAUAUAUUGCAACAACCCUCUUCUAUUUCUGAGCGGGAUACCACAGGAAAAAGCUUGGAGUACAAGUUUUAUUGCGAGAUUAUUAUAUCACGUCCCUGCGGGCGGCUCUACAAAUACAAUAUUGCACUAUGGCCAGCUAGCAGAAAGUGCAAAAUUCCACAGUUUCGGUGAUAUUUCUGGUGAGUUUAACCUGAGUCGUGUAUCCGUACCAAUUGCAAUGUUUAGUUCUAGUGAUGAUUGGCUGGCCACUGUACCAGACGUCUUAAAAUUAUAUUUUAGUAUUAAAUCACCUAUCGACCACUAUAUAAUUAAAGGAAAAAAUUUGAGUCACACCGAAUUCGUGUGGGGCUCCGAAGCAGACACUUUAGUAUUCAUUAAAGUAAUUGAAUUUUUAGAAAACGGUUUGGAUUCAAUUUCGAUCAAACUUAAUGAGGUGUAA